Messenger RNA from Archocentrus centrarchus (flier cichlid), 4291 nucleotides. Its product is annotated as type II inositol 3,4-bisphosphate 4-phosphatase-like. Gene Ontology annotation, molecular function: phosphatidylinositol-3,4-bisphosphate 4-phosphatase activity. Gene Ontology annotation, cellular component: cytoplasm. The record is from RefSeq and is a predicted model, not a curated record. NCBI's taxonomy places the organism in Eukaryota, Metazoa, Chordata, Actinopteri, Cichliformes, Cichlidae. Bases 271 to 3450 code for a protein of 1059 amino acids. The transcript has 27 exons.
CAGGCAACUCUCGCGAUACUUGAUUCCUUGGCACGUUUCAGUACGCUGUCUACCCUCAACGACUGGGAAAAUAGGUCAUAAUCCCCGAAAAACUUGUUUUUCUGCAGCUUUCCCGACAUGCCGACAAACUAAUGUUGAGUAUUAACCUGUUUCUGGCACCAGCUCUUGUGACAGGACGGACCGUGAAGAAAACAACAACGAUAACAGGACCCUGACUGUGAUGGUGACGGUGAUAAAGGCGAUGAAGGUGAUGGUGGGGUCGGCAGCCAGAUGAUGAUGAAGAGGGGGAUGAAGCUGAAGGUGAACCGCAGCCAGCUGCUGUUUCUGUCCAGAGAAGAAAGGCCGGGGAACUUCCAGAAAGAAGGAACGCUGCAGGUCGGACGGCAGGAGGAAGCUCUCACAGAGAGGUUCUGCCGGCUGAGGGGAAACCUGCUGUUCAUCCUGAGGAAACAGGCUGGUGAGCUGGAGGAGGUGUUACUGCUGGAGAGGUGUAACGUCAUGAAGCAUCCGCAUGAUGGCAGACGGCUGGCUGUCAGCUUUGAAAGUGGGGACCCUCCCAUCUUCCUGCAGCCCAGCAGCUUCAUGGAGUGUGCGUCCUGGCUCGUCGCCAUGAGAGACGCCAACACCGAAGAGCUGAGGAGACGCGUCAUACACCUGCGCACACUCAUUAACACACACACCCAGCAACUCACACAAAUCACUACAGGCCGCACGGCAGAAGAUGAAAGCCCUGACAGUGGUGGGGGUGCUGGUGGAGUUGAAUCUGUUCCUAAACUAUCUCCUCUGCACCUGACACUGGAGUGUCGAGGUUUGGAUGCCAUCACAGACGGAGUCCAGCUUCACGUUUCUGUCAUCGACACACACACUCACACAGUCAGGAAGCACUGCAGCGCAGAGAUAGUAGAGGCAUCAGAUGAUGGUGUGUUCCUGACAUCAGUGCGCUUUCGUGACGACUUCCCUCUAUACUGUCACAGCAGGAUCAAAGUCACUGUUUCCCACGCAGACGAGUCAACCAUACCCACAACAAGGGGCUUCCUGGGCUUCACCUCGUUCUCCAUCAGAGACCUGCUCAGGUUCAAGGAGCCUCACAUCUCUCUUAGCCUCAGGUCGAUGGAUGGCGUGAACGAGGUGGGGGAGGUGAAGGUGUCCCGUGUGCAGACGGAGGGAGAGAAUGAGAAUCAAACUCCUACUGAUCACAAGUGUCCCACACUGUGUGACAGUAUUCACGGCUCCAUCGAUGACAAAGAAAACAGUCCAAUGCUGAGAGCUGUGCUGUGUGCUCAGGUGUCUAAAGUGUACAGGUUUAAGACAGAGGAUCAAAGGUGGCUGCUGGUCAGGGAGCAGAUGUCAGAGACGCCGCUCUCUUUCUCUUUACCCAAACAGCUACUGAGCUUGCUCAUACAGGAGCAUACAAACAGAAUCCAGGAAGUGAAGGAACUCAGUGACCUUUCACCCCACUGGGAUGGCCUUCGGCACGAUGUCAUCACCCACUGUAACCACAUGAUUGGCUGCUAUCAGGAAACACUUGCUGAGCUCGAAAAAGUCCCAGCUACGUCCUGUUUUAAGUCCAGCACCAGUAAAUCAGACAGACACCUUCAGUUUGUUCCAACCAACCUACACUCACAGAGGAUGGAGGUCACCGGCCCCGACAGCACAGGUGUGUGGUAUGAUGUAAUAACUUUUGGUGCUCCGGCCGAUCAUCACCAGGCCUUCAAACACGGAGGGCUGAAGAAGCUUCUCAACAAACACUCAAACCUCAGGGAAAGCUGUGUCUCUUACUCCCAGGAGGAGAGCUCUAGAGCCAAGGAGCUGCUGGCAGGGAUGGCCCAGCUGCAGCCACUGGUCUUCGGGCUCGCUGAGGAGCUGCUCGCCAUCUCCCAGGAGCAGAACGCCACCCGGCUGCGGCAGGUCCUGGACAGCCUGACUGAACAGGCCGAGCAGUUUGUGCAUGUGCUCAAAGAGGAACUGGUGAAAAGCGCCCUGCUGGAGAUCCAUAACCAGUGCAUUGCAAACUCCAACACCAGCCACGUCCACAGCAACGGGCUGCUCUGUGAGAACUGUCCGGCCAGUCAGGGGGGGCAGCAGGAAGUUGGCCCACAUGACACGGAAUAUGACGAGGAGGAGUGGGACAGGGUGUGGGCCAAUGUUGGAAAAAGCAUCAACUGUAUUAUUGCCAUGGUCGACCGACUGCAGGAGCAAGAACAGCACCAUCAGACGGUGACGUCGCCAGAGCAGCAGGAAGCUGCUGGGGAGACGAACUCUCAGAACACAGCCUCUCGCUCGUCCAUGUCCUCCUCCUCUUGGUGCUCCUGGCAGGAGCACCUUCUCCCUCUGGUGGUCACUCUCAGGGACUGUGUGCGUGAGGCGGUGGGGAAGGCCCGAGUUGCCAUGACUUUUGUGGUCCUGCAGGGGGCAGUGUCUGGGACGGUCGCUCAGGGGCCUCCACAGAUAGCACAGAGACGUCACGCUGUCUUCAGCCAGGGGCUCUCAGCAGUAGUGUGUGGCUUCAUGCUGAAGCUGUAUGGGGGCCUGGAGGAUCCUGACUUCCUGCGACAGCUUCACACUGUAGGAGUCUUGGCUCAGUUUGAAAGCCUGCUGAGCACCUAUGGUGACGAGGUCGGUAUGCUGGAGGACAUGGAAGUGAGUGUGGCCGACCUAAACAGAGUAGCAUUCAUCAUCACCGAGGCCAAAACAGAGCAACUCGAAGACCUGCUGCCAACACUCAGUGGAACAUGGGGCAGUUUUAUUGUUGAGGUCCCGUUGCCCCCGGAGAUCUUCAGUUCACUGCCCCAGGAACUAAAAGAUGGACCGUUGAUACGAGUCGAUCCCGUUCUGUUCAAUAUUGGAAUCAACCAGCAUCAGAGUCUGGCUGAGAGGUUUGGUGACAGUUCUCUGCAGGAGAGGCUGAACCAGCAGAGCUGUGAGCGUCUCAGAGCUUACUGUAACGCACUGAGGGACAGACUGCCUGACAUGGCUGGUAUCCAGUCACUGGCAGACUUGAUGUCUUCUCUGGAGCGAAGUGUGGAAUCCAAGAAGAGGAAGAACGUCGAGGUUCUGUGGAUUGCUGCUAUGGUGUGUCGUAAGGUGAACGGCGUGCGGCUGACGAGCUGUAAGAGUGCGAAGGACCGGACAGCGAUGUCGGUGACGCUGGAGCAGUGCGCCUUACUGCGGGAGCAGCACACACUCAGCCAGCAGAACUUCAGCACCGCGCUGGACUGCAUGAGAAGAUCCCGUCUGUCCUGGGGGCAGAUGCUGGGCUGUUACAUCCAGUCAGGGUUCUCUGUCUCUGGGUUAGAUCCAGGGGAGAAUCCCUCUGGUCUCCCACAGUGUUUGGCCCCCAAAGCUCCCAGACGGCACCUUUAUCCGGUGGCCUUCCUCUUGGUGACCUCUCACCUCCUGGUUCUUUGGCUCAUCCUCAGCCUCGUUAUACUGCUGGCAAAAUACCAGUAGACUGGCACAGACUGGGAACACUGGGAAUUGGACUACAUGGAUAUCACUGCUACUCUUACUUUUUCUGUAAGGUUUGUUCAGAAGAGGCAGGUCCAUGAUAUUUUAUUCCAUCUAAGGAGGGCUGCUUUCUCCUGCUCGGAUUGUUGGAAUGUUUUAUUCACAAACGUGAUACCAAAGACUAAAACACAGUCAACCAGUAAGUUUUCCCUAAUGUACAUCCCACAUUGGGGCCAUUUAGUUACAUUUGUAGGGACAUAUUCUUGCUUAUUUAUAGCUGUAUAUGUAUGCAUAUAGUCAUAAGAGCCCUUAUUAAAAAUGAAAAGUGAAGUAGAUCUACUUUAUUAAUAAAAUGAAAUGUUUACAAUGGGCUCAAGUGUUGGCUCAAUAGUGUGCACCACUCCUUAAAGUCUGCACUACUUUUCUUCCCUGUCACACAUCAUUUCUUUGGCAAACAGUACGCCUGUUACACUGCUUAUGCUGUUUAGAGACCAACAGAGGAGCGAGUGUUGGAAAGUUUGAGAGAAACAGUGUGCUGCUUAUUUCUGUCAUGGCCUUUAAAUUUGUGCUUGGACUUUAUAAUUACAUGAUCACAACAGUUUGAGACUGAGGAAAGGUCGACAGUGCUGUUGUUUUGUUUUGUUUUAUUCUGACCUUUCAAGUUACACUGAGGAGUAAUAACAUAAUUAAUUUGUAUUCUAUUGCUCUAGGAUAUGAUUUAUUCAACACUGCAGUACAUAGGCACCAGAAUGUCUCAUGGAGGGCUUGUUCUUAUUACCAGAGGUGAAUGUGGAGUGUAAAUAUUCAGUGGUGUAAAUUUUAAAAUACCCACUGAACUAGAGCA